CUAUCCCCACCGGUAAAGCAAUGAAAAAGCCUGUGAAACACGAAAUGGUACCCCUCCGAUAGUCCUCCAUCACGGGCCAGGUUGUGACGGCGAAUUGAAACAGGCAGUCAUUAUAUAAAGCUAGCAAAAGAGACAGAGACUUAAGUGGUGUGGACGGUGGAGGCAGAGGGCUAAAGUACUUAAAUGGUGGGUAGUGUUAGUAGAGUAGCAGAUCAGAGAAGCGUCAUAUCAUAAGCUUAUGUUUUAAAUCUCUGUUUCUGCUCACAUUUUCUCUUAUUUUUUUUCAAACUUUCCCUCCACAAAAGGAAAUGGGAACUAGUUCAGUUUCCAAGUUCUUAACCCUCUUCUUGAUGGUCUUGAUUGUUGGUUCUAAGCUGAUCCACUGCACUGUGACCUAUGAUAAGAAAGCUAUUAUCAUCGAUGGACAAAGGAGAAUCCUUAUCUCUGGCUCCAUUCACUAUCCAAGAAGCACCCCUGAUAUGUGGGAAGAUCUUGUACAGAAGGCAAAAGAUGGAGGCUUGGAUGUUAUCGACACUUAUGUUUUUUGGAAUGUUCAUGAGCCUUCUCCUGGCAAUUAUAAUUUUGAAGGUAGAUUUGAUCUGGUACGGUUCAUUAAGACAGUGCAGAAAGGGGGGCUAUAUGUUCAUCUCCGCAUUGGACCUUAUGUCUGUGCAGAAUGGAAUUUUGGGGGAUUUCCUGUUUGGUUGAAGUAUGUUCCUGGUAUCAGCUUCAGAACAGACAAUGGGCCUUUCAAGGCUGCAAUGCAAGGAUUCACCCAGAAGAUUGUGCAGAUGAUGAAACAUGAAAGGUUAUUUCAAUCACAAGGAGGCCCCAUUAUUUUCUCUCAAAUUGAGAAUGAGUACGGACCAGAGAGUAGGGCUUUUGGGGCUGCUGGUCAUUCAUACAUUAAUUGGGCUGCACAAAUGGCUGUUGGAUUGAAUACUGGAGUUCCUUGGGUGAUGUGCAAGGAAGAUGAUGCCCCAGACCCGGUGAUAAAUACAUGUAAUGGUUUUUACUGUGAUGCUUUUUCUCCCAACAAACCUUACAAGCCAACGAUGUGGACUGAGGCUUGGAGUGGCUGGUUUACAGAGUUUGGCGGCGCAUUUCACCACAGACCAGUUCAAGAUUUAGCAUUUGCAGUUGCUCGAUUCAUUCAAAAGGGUGGCUCAUUUGUUAACUACUACAUGUACCAUGGAGGAACAAAUUUUGGACGCUCUGCUGGAGGUCCAUUCAUUACAACUAGUUAUGACUAUGAUGCACCAAUAGAUGAAUAUGGUUUGAUCAGGGAACCUAAAUAUGGUCAUCUAAAAGAGCUUCACAGAGCUAUUAAGCUAUGCGAGCAUGAAUUAGUCUCUUCAGAUCCCACAAUUACUUUGUUAGGAACCUAUCAGCAGGCUCAUGUAUUCUCUUCAGGGAAGAGGAGCUGUUCAGCUUUUCUUGCCAACUACCACACACAGUCUGCUGCUAGAGUGAUGUUCAAUAACAUGCACUAUGUUUUGCCUCCUUGGUCCAUUAGCAUCCUUCCUGAUUGCAGGAAUGUUGUGUUUAACACUGCCAAGGUUGGAGUUCAAACUUCGCAUGUCCAAAUGCUGCCAACUGGUUCUAGGUUUUUUUCUUGGGAGACUUAUGACGAAGAUAUUUCUUCACUAGGGGCUAGUUCAAGGAUGACAGCUCUUGGACUCAUGGAGCAGAUAAAUGUCACUAGAGACACCACUGACUAUCUGUGGUACAUCACAAGUGUCAAUAUCAAUCCAUCAGAAUCAUUUCUUCGAGGUGGACAAUGGCCUUCUCUAACUGUGGAGUCAGCAGGGCAUGCUCUUCAUGUCUUCAUCAAUGGGCAGUUUUCAGGUAUGCUUUUCAAGAUUACUUUCAUAGUAGUUACUAAUAUGAAUUUCAUUAUCUGGUUGAUGAGUGCUUUGCCUGUUACAAUUACAGGAUCAGCGUUUGGGACCAGAGAGAACAGGGAAUUCACCUUUACAGGACCAGUCAAUCUACGUGCUGGAACAAAUAGAAUUGCCCUACUCAGCAUAGCUGUCGGAUUACCUAAUGUCGGGGUGCAUUAUGAGACAUGGAAAACAGGAAUACUUGGUCCAGUUAUGCUCCAUGGCCUUAACCAGGGAAAUAAAGACUUGACAUGGCAGCAAUGGUCUUACCAGGUUGGUCUAAAAGGAGAGGCAAUGAAUUUGGUCUCUCCAAACAGAGCCUCAUCUGUUGAUUGGAUACAGGGGUCUCUAGCUACUAGGCAGCAACCUUUGAAGUGGUACAAGGCUUAUUUUGAUGCCCCCGGAGGAAAUGAGCCAUUGGCUUUGGACAUGCGCAGCAUGGGAAAGGGUCAGGUGUGGAUAAAUGGGCAGAGCAUAGGAAGAUAUUGGUUAUCUUAUGCAAAGGGUGACUGCAGUAGUUGUGGUUACUCUGGAACGUUCAGGCCUCCAAAGUGCCAACUUGGAUGUGGCCAGCCAACUCAGCGAUGGUAUCAUGUUCCAAGGUCCUGGUUAAAGCCAAAGCAAAAUUUAUUGGUAAUAUUUGAAGAACUUGGAGGUGAUGCAUCAAAGAUAUCCCUUGUUAAGAGAUCAACGACAAGUGUUUGUGCUGAUGCAUUUGAGCACCACCCAACAAUUGAGAAUUACAAUACUGAGAGCAAUGGUGAAUCAGAAAGAAAUCUUCACCAAGCCAAGGUUCACCUCCGGUGUGCACCAGGGCAGUCUAUAUCAGCUAUAAAAUUUGCGAGUUUUGGCACUCCUACUGGAACCUGUGGAAGUUUUCAGGAGGGAACUUGCCAUGCACCAAACUCACACUCGGUUGUAGAGAAGAAAUGCAUAGGAAGGGAGAGUUGUAUGGUCGCCAUAUCGAACAGUAACUUCGGUGCAGACCCAUGUCCAAGUAAGUUGAAGAACUUAUCAGUUGAAGCAGUUUGUUCAACAGUGAGUGACACUACUCAACCCAACACAAGGAGGUAACCGCUCAAGCAAAUUUUCAGAUCUAAUUAUAAUUAUUUGCUCACGUUGGCAAGCUAUGAAGGAAGAACAAUAAGGUAUGGAGCCAGAGAUCCUAAUGUCAGCUGUCAUCUCUACAUAUUCUACAACGUAUAGCUAGGUGUAUUGCAAUUUACAAUGUGUAGUUGUGGGAGUUGAUAUUCCCAUUAGCUUUCGGAUGGACAAUGUGCUUAUGCAAAGCACAUAUGUUGGCUUGGCAUGUGCCCUAAAUUCCCAUUCCAUGGCCUUUUUAUCCAGAGAUGGGCUUGGAAAAUAAUUUUUGCACAGAAAAGUAUAAAAGAUUAUUGUCUGAUAGAAUGAGAAAGAAUUGUUGAGGUGAGGAAUAUCGGUGAGUAUGGGCACUAUAAUGUCUGAUUCUUAUGCAAGAACACGGAUUAUAAAUUCGAAGUCUACAAUUUAUCUAA
Messenger RNA from Populus nigra (black poplar), 3397 nucleotides. Its product is annotated as beta-galactosidase 5-like. The transcript is spliced from 19 exons. The coding region runs from base 309 to 2957 and encodes 882 amino acids. Lineage: Eukaryota; Viridiplantae; Streptophyta; Magnoliopsida; Malpighiales; Salicaceae. Gene Ontology annotation, molecular function: carbohydrate binding; beta-galactosidase activity. Gene Ontology annotation, biological process: carbohydrate metabolic process. The record is from RefSeq and is a predicted model, not a curated record. Gene Ontology annotation, cellular component: cell wall; vacuole.